Molecule: messenger RNA, 2310 nt
Organism: Cuculus canorus (common cuckoo)
Lineage: Eukaryota; Metazoa; Chordata; Aves; Cuculiformes; Cuculidae
Gene: PIH1D2
Product: PIH1 domain containing 2
Exons: 5
Coding region: 6-923 (305 amino acids)
Biological process (GO): box C/D snoRNP assembly; rRNA processing
Cellular component (GO): ribonucleoprotein complex; cytoplasm; R2TP complex
Source: RefSeq, a predicted model, not a curated record
CAGCGAUGGCGAUGGCGAUGGCUUCGCAGCUCUGGGCGCUGCUGGACGAGAUGGUGGAGAACGACCCCCGCGCCUAUUGGCGUCUGCAGCGGCAGCUCCGUGGGUGGCCCGAGCCCCGCCUGAGCCUGCGGGGCCAAGCACGGGGCGCUGUAGGGCCGCUGUUCAUCAACAUCUGCAGCUGGAAAAGGGUCCCGGCCCCCCAGGCUCCCUCUGCCCCCACCCCUGCCAGCGCGGGGCGGCUGGAAGAGGUGGCUGAAGGAGAAGCCCUUUACAGCGUUAUAGAUGUUGCGUUUAACCCAGACGUUCUUCAGAGGGGAGAGGAAAACCCGGAACACAUGAAGCACUUGAUCCACUUGACGCUUAAAUUCGUUGAGGAACGAUGCAACCUCCUUCUUUCCGAUUCAUACACCGUGGAGUCAUUCAAAUUGAAAGGAAGCCUGGAAGCAAUGAGGCAGCGUCUGGCAGGAGGGUGGGUGCCAGCUCCAUUUCUCAGCCAGCACACAAAGAAGGAACUGAGGCUGGAUCAGCUGCUGCACAGGGCAGAAGCUGAGGAUGACGGGAAUGCUCCUGUGCUGCUGAGGGAAGAGGGUACGGCACAGUCCAAAGCGCAUCUGAUAGAGGAAAUUGCCAGCUCUGAGAUGCUAGAGAAGCUGAGCACCCCCGCCUAUGAACUGACCACUGUGAGGGAUGCAAACGAGAAACCACUCCGAAUUGAGCUCAGAGUUGAGUUGCCAAAGGUCGGCUCUGUUUCCGAGUGUGAUCUGAGUAUUUCCAAGGAUGACCUAAUCAUUGAAGUUCCUGAAAAGUACAAACUACAGCUCGAUCUGCCAGAACUGGUGGAUGAAGAGGCAGCUACAGCAGUAUUUAACAAAGGAAAACAGAUCUUGGUGGUCACAGUGCCGGUUGCCAGGCCAGACCCUUAGAGGGCAUUGUGUCCAGCGUCUGCUCACAGAAGAUGGGCUUCUCAUCUUGGGCUUUCGUUUUGUUCUGGCUUUUAGAUGUUUUUUUUUGCUGUCCUUCUGGUCUUUGGAAGCUGCAUGUAGAGCAGGGAGCCUGGAGGAACGCUGGCAUCACCAACUUAGGGACAACAUGAGUGAAGAUCGUAACUCCCCACAGAGUGUCGGGAUAGGGUAGCAGCUUUGGUGAAGAACCAACCCCAAAUGCACAGAUGCUUCACCACAUCUUUCUUUUUGCCUUAGUGUACGGCUAUAACAACUGUGAGAGUUCUUUGCUAAAUAAAUUGACUGGAUUCAUGUGGUCAGAGCGGCUCCAACUGGUAUUUAAGGCUGAAGAACCAGCAGAGGUGUGACAGACACAGGUCUACCUGUCCUGAUGUUGCCGUUCUCAGGACAAUCCCUGCUGAUCUGAACUGGAAGAGGCUACGUAGUCUUUCAGUCACCCAAUAUGCUUGAUCUCUGUGAAACACCAGAGCUGUUCUGUGCUGUUCUAAACAGCACAGGGAGAGUCAAAGCUCAGGAAGCCCAGUGGGAAAGUAGCGGCCAAAACUAACCCUGGAGCACUUCAACUGGGAAAAUCAUUUAUGUUAGUUUACACUAAAACCCAACAUACAAAAGUCACACAAAGCAACACAAAACAACAUCAAGGAUCGAGAUUAAUUGGGAAAGGGACAAACACAAGUUUCACUCAUCCUCAUUUCAUGACUGCUUGGGCAGCACAUCCUUCUUACAGCUUCUAGGGCACAUCUGCACUACGACCAUGACAUCAGAGCAGAAACAGAAACAGAAACAAACAGGGUUUGAACUGCAACUUUACAAUAAAGGCUUAGGGAAGAGCAGCAACUCCCAGCUUUCCCUCUUCUUUGUUUCAAAGCAGCUCAGCAGCUGCACCAAAACACGGUUCUGUGGUUACCCUUCCAAGCUCAAGCUGAAAUCCUGUCGCUCCGUGAGCUGGGCUGCCGCAGGAUGCAAACAACACAACUCAUAGAACGGUUUGGGUUGGAAGGGACCUCAAAGCCCAUCCAGUUCCACCCCAUGCCAUGGGCAGGGACACCUCCCACUGGAUCAGGGGCUCCGAGCCCCAUCCAACCUGGCCUGGAACCCCUCCAGGGAUGGGGCAGCCAGGUCACCAUCAGCACUCCAAGAACAUGCACUGGGUAGGCUUUUGGAGUUGCAAGUGUUCCAGAGCCUGGCAGGCAUUCCAGGAGCGUUUCCAUAGGAUAAACCUUUUAGAGUUCUUACUGCAGGAGGAAAGGGAAAGGUCUCCAUAGCCAGAACUGGAGGUGCUGGUGAACACUGCAGCAAGGAAGCCAGAGUUCAUUACUGCACAACAGUAAUGAAGUAUGUAUUAUUU